Messenger RNA from Helianthus annuus (common sunflower), 2262 nucleotides. RefSeq lists its product as uncharacterized. The record is from RefSeq and is a predicted model, not a curated record. NCBI's taxonomy places the organism in Eukaryota, Viridiplantae, Streptophyta, Magnoliopsida, Asterales, Asteraceae. Bases 1 to 2262 code for a protein of 753 amino acids. The transcript has 3 exons.
AUGACCGCCAUUAAUAACUCUUGGCAGUUUCAUGGUCGUGAUGAUGAGGAUGCGCCUGCCCAUAUCAACCGUCUCACCUGCCUUUGCAGCACCUUCAGUAUCGAAGGUGUAAAUCUUGAUGCCCGCUAUCUCCAAGUCUUCCCAUUCUCAGUUGCUGGCCGCGCAGCCACAUGGCUUGAUUCGCAGCCGGUAGGUACUUUUACCACUUGGGCUGGACUUAGGGAUGCCUUCCUAGCUAAGUAUUUCCCACCUACGAAGGCAUCUCGCCUUCAAGAUCAGAUCCAUUCAUUCCGAAUGGAACCUGACGAACGUUAUCACUUAGCUUGGGAGAGGUUUCAAACUUUACUCUCACGUUGUUCCCAACAUGGGCUGUCUGAUUGGGCAUUGGUAGAAAAAUUUUACAAUGGUCUCACCCCUGAGUGUAAGGCCCGAUUUGACACCUCUGUAGGAGGCCAUCUUAUGGGAAAGAAAUUUAUGGCCGACUGCAAUGAUCUCUUCGAGAUCUUUGCUCAUGUUGAUAUAGAUCAUAGUGCUACCAGCAGGACUUCAAUUCCUGUUACUACUUCCUCAUCCGCCCGAGGAGUAAACCAAGUUGUCUCGGAUUCAAAGGUAGCAUCUCAACUUGAUUAUAUCACCAAUGACUUAUUAGAAAUUAAGAAGAAGGUCGAUGGGUGCGAAGUUUGUAGGGGUGGUCAUGACACCGUAGACUGUCCAACACUUACCCUAGAACAGGUAGAGUACAUCGCAGGUCAAAACAGGGGUCCAAGUAAUCCGUUUAAUAAUAGUAACUCUAACUGGCGUAGUAAUAAUUACGGAUCCUUCGGUAACCCCCCUGGGUUCCCGUCAGGCCAAUAUCAAAGCAGGGGGGCAGGUUUCUAUUCUAGUGGGGGUUCGGGUCAAUCAGGUCAGUUUGCUAGUUCAAGUUCAGGGGGGCAGCUUAGAAGUGAGGGGUCAAACCAAGAGGGUCAGCCUAGGAAUGAGGGGUCAAGUGACCUUCAAAGGCAAGUCGGGGACAUUGCACGCCAAUUGCAAGAACGACCUGCCGGUCAAUUUUCGAGAAACACAAAGCCGAACCCGUCUGGCACAUUGAAGGCAAUUUCGACCCGUAGUGGUAGGAUCUUAGGAGAGGUAGUGAGACCUGAGAGUAUAGAGGUAGAGAAAGAGGAGCCCGUAGAUGAAGAGAUUGAGAUGGAGGCUCCCGGUAAAGUGCAACCUAGGUUAAUCCCAGCAAGUAGCCCACACACCGGGGGGCCUCAAGUCGAGAAUAGUGUAGAAAAACGACCCACACAAAUCGUUCCAUCACCCACUGUUGAUCUUUCCCAUGCUCCAUACCCGUCUCGUCUUAAAAACCAAACUUACUCUAAAGAGUACGGGAAAUUCUUAGAGAUCUUUAAGAAACUUAGGGUCAACCUUCCGUUCAUAGAAGCCCAUCAAUCUAUGCCUAAGUACGUAAAAUUCUUAAAGGACCUUUUAAAGAGUAAGGAUAGGUUAGGAGAGGUCUCUAACAUUCCCCUUAGUGGAGGAUGUUCUGCCGUAGUUUUGAACAAGGUCCCGGAAAAAUUGACCGAUCCGGGCCUUUCCACCAUUCCAUGCUUGUUUGGGAGUGAUACCGAGUGUAGGGCCCUAGCCGAUUUAGGAGCAAGUAUAAACCUCAUGCCAUAUUCCAUGUACGAGAGGUUAGGCCUAGGAGAGUUAUCCCCUACACGCAUGUCUUUGUCCUUAGCAGAUAGAUCAGUGAAGUAUCCACGUGGCAUAAUCGAAAACCUUCUAGUUAAAGUUGACAAAUUCAUCUUUCCCGUAGACUUUGUCAUUCUUGAUAUGGAAGCUGAUGAGAAAGUUCCUAUCAUUCUAGGACGCCCCUUCUUAUGUACCGCCAAGGCUAUCAUUGAUGUCUUCAACGGUAAGAUUACACUCCAAGUCGGUGAGGAGAGAGUCACUUUCAAGAUAGCAUGUUCUAUGGAACAUCCUAACGGUUCCGAAGAUCUUAGUAGUCCUUUAGAGGGUAAAGUAGAGGAGGUAGUUGAGAAAGUAGAGGAAAUUGUGAGUGAGAAUGAGGGAGGGGACGAGACCGAGUGGGUCCCCGAAGUGUUGGAAUUGAGUGAAGUGAAGAGUGAGAUCGAGAGUACACCCGUAGAGAAACCCGCCCCAUUAGAGCUCAAGGUUCUUCCAUCCCAUUUAGAGUAUGCUUUCCUUGGUGAGGGAUCCGCUUUUCCCAUCAUUAUUUCAUCUAAGUUAGAGGAGGGGAAAAGGGUAGGUUAUUAG